AGGCCCCCCUUCCCACGCCCAGUGCGCUGUGGGAUAGUGGCACUAUAAAGUAUAUCCUCUCUCGGAGAAAGAUAAGAAGCCCGAGACGGGAGGGGAUGAAGAUGGCGGACGCCAAGCAAAAAAGGAACGAACAGUUGAAACGGUGGUUAGGGUCGGAGACAGACAUCGAGCCUCCUAUUCUGAAAAAGAAGAAGACGAAGGUGAAGUUCGACGAUGGCGCCGUGUUUUUGGCUGCCUGCUCAAGCGGCGAUACCGAGGAGGUGCUCCGAAUGAUUGACCGGGGUGCUGACAUCAACUACGCCAAUGUAGACGGUCUGACUGCCCUCCACCAGGCAUGCAUAGAUGACAACGUGGACAUGGUGACGUUCCUGGUGGAACAUGGGGCUGCCAUCAACCAGCCUGACAAUGAGGGCUGGAUCCCCCUCCACGCCGCAGCCUCCUGUGGAUAUAUGGACAUAGCAGAGUAUCUGAUUGGCCAGGGAGCCAGUGUGGGGGUGGUGAACAGUGAGGGGGAGACACCACUGGACAUCGCUGAGGAGGAGGCCAUGGAGGAGCUCCUGAAGAAUGAGAUCAACCGACAAGGCGUGGACAUUGAGGCGGCCAGGAAGGAGGAGGAGCGGAUCAUGCUGAGGGACGCCCGGCAGUGGCUCAACAGCGGAACCAUCAACGACGUCCGACACGCCAAGUCCGGGGGGACCGCACUCCACGUGGCCGCCGCCAAGGGUUACGCUGAGGUUUUAAAGCUUUUAAUCCAAGCAGGGUAUGAUGUAAAUAUUAAAGACUUUGACGGCUGGACCCCGCUCCACGCUGCUUCACAUUGGGGCAAAGAGGAGGCCUGCAAGAUACUGGUGGAGAAUCUGUGUGACAUGGACCUUAUCAAUAAAGUGGGUCAGACUGCUUUUGAUGUUGCAGAUGAAGAUGUCCUUGGCUACUUAGAGGAAUUACAGAAAAAGCAGAAUCUGCUCAAUAGUGAAAAGAAGGAUGUUAAGAAGUCUCCCUUGAUAGAAACGACGACCACUGGGGACAACAAUCAAAAUCUAAAAUCCAUUAAGAGCAAAGAGACCCUCUUGGAGCCCGAGAAGCCCGCCCCGCGCAUCGAGACCCUGGAACCGGAGAAGGUGGACGAGGAAGAGGAGGGCAAGAAGGACCAGGAGUCCAGCUGCUCCAGCGAGGAGGAAGAGGAGGAAGACUCUGAGUCUGAGACUGAAGCCGACAAGAGCAAGACGCCUGUCCCUGUGAGCAACAGUAACGGCACUGCUGUGGUGCCAACGCCGACCAGCGUUACGGUGUCCACCUCCCCAACCAGCCCCACUAACCAGGUGACUCUCACCUCGCCUGUCAAGAAGUCUGAUUAUAUUACUGCCCUCAUGCCUGUGGCGGAGCCAAGCUGUCCUGCAUUGUGGCGUCAAGGCUUGCGCAAAACUGGCAUUUCUCUUGUGCCCAAAAAACCCAUGGUGGCCCAGCAGGUGUCCCCUGCCGGUAAGGUCUCUCCUAAAGAGGUCUCCCCUAAAGAUAAACAGGAGGAUGACAAGACUAAGAAAUCGGACGAGUCCCCGGCGUCGUGGCGCCUGGGUCUGAGGAAGACGGGCAGCUACGGGGCGCUGGCGGAGAUCACGGCCACUAAGGAGGCCCAGAAGGAGAAGGACACGGCCGGGGUGAUGCGCUCGGCCUCCAGCCCCCGCCUCUCCUCCUCCCUGGACAACAAGGACAAAGAGAAGGAAAAAGACAAAGGAACCAGACUUGCCUACGUUGCCCCCACCAUCCCCAGGAGACUGGCCAGUACAUCAGACAUUGACGAGAAGGAGAACAGGGACUCUGCUGCUAGUCUGGUACGUAGCGGCUCCUACACCAGGAGACGCUGGGACGAUGAGCUGAAGAACAGUGAAGGAAGCGCUUCCACCAAUCGAACAACACCCAGCUAUCAGCGCAGCACGUCCCACACGCUAACGCUAGGGCGGAGCGGCAGCACGCGGGACGUGCCAGCCAAGUCCUCUUCUGCCUCCAGCUUGGACCCUAUCACCUGUAACACUAAACCCUGGCAGUCGCCCACCUCCCACUACCAGUCUUACAGCAUUUACCGCAGUGGUUCCUUUGGCAGGAGGCACGAGGACCUGGGUUCGACCACCUCUUCCUCCACUAGCACCACCACCACCUCGUCUGUUACCUCGCCCACCGGCCACCGUGACCGCAGCCUGCUCUCCAGCCUGGGCUCCUCCACCCGCACCGGAUCCUCCAGCCUCACCAGCAGGUACUGGGCAGAGGAGAGUGCGGAGAGGGAAAAGGAGCGGGAGAAGGAGUCUGCUGCAGUCAUCCCUACGAUUAACACUGGUUCCACCACCACGUCCACUACUGGCACGAUCAUUGGCUCUGACGGCAGGGAGAGACGCAGGUCCGACACGCGCACAUCGUACCUCACGCCUGUUAGGGAUGAAGAGUCGGAGUCCCAGAGGAAAGCCCGCUCCAGACAGGCUAGACAGUCCAGACGGUCUACCCAGGGUGUGACUCUGACUGACCUCCAAGAGGCAGAGAAGACCAUCGGCAGGAGCCGCCCCACACGGACCCGGGAGGAGGAGAAGGAAGAGAAGGAGAAACAAGACAAGGAGAAGCAGGAGGAGAAGGAGACUGGUGAGACCAAGGAGGACGACUACCGGUCGAGGUACCGCAGCUUCGAAGAGACUUACCAGCGCUACCGUCCCUCCACCACCUCGACCACCUCCACCCUGAGCACGGCCUCCACACCGUCCUCCACCACCUCCAGCUCCCUCAACAGGCCCAACAGCCUGAGCAGCAUCACUUCCUCCUCCAGCUCCCUCAACAGGCCCAACAGCCUGACGGGCAUCACCUCUUCCUACAGCCGCUCCUCCAGGGACACUGAGAAAGAAUCCGACAAGAAGCAGCAGGAGGAGGAGAAGGAGGGAGAGGAUAAGUCCCAGCCCCGCUCCAUACGUGAUCGCCGGCGGCCCCGUGAGAAGAGACGCUCCACCGGGGUGUCUUUCUGGACCCAAGAUGGGAGUGAUGACAAUGACCCAGACCAGUCGGCGGACUCCGAGGAAGGCAGCAUCAAGGGUGAACCUCAGAGCGACCGACUGUCCAGGAAUGAGAGCAGCACUUCCUCUUCUGACCGCUAUGACCACCUGGGUAGCCGUGGCGAGGGUCGCAGGUCAUUCUCAAGCAGGCUGGACCGAGACGAUAGCACUGACUACAAGAAGCUUUAUGAGCAGAUCCUAGCUGAGAAUGAGAAGCUGAAGUCCCAGUUACGUGACACAGACCUGCAGCUGAAUGACUUGAAGCUACAGCUGGAGAAGGCCACACAGAGGCAGGAGCGCUUUGCUGACCGGUCGCAGCUUGAGAUGGAGAAAAGGGAAAGAAGAGCUCUAGAAAGGAAGAUCUCUGAGAUGGAGGAGGAACUCAAGAACCUCCCAGAGGUAAAGCAGGUUCAGGCCCUGCGUCAGGUCAAGGAGCGGCUGCAGGCAGAGAACAGGGCCCUGGCCCGCGUGGUGGUCAAGCUCUCCCAGUCAGCCUGCAGCCAGCUGCCCCCCUCCGUGGACCUGUAGCCCUGCCCAACCACUCCUCCUCACCCCCUCACCCUCCCUUCUCAUGCUCCAUUCGUGCUCCGACCUCACCCAUAGACAGGCAGGUCCCCAGCCGCCCAACUACAAGGUUAUCUCCCCCUACCUCCCCUGUCAUCUCUGGUUUUCAUAUUGGGGAGUGUGUUUUGACUGGGCACUUUCCAUUUGCAGUACCUAUAGUUAAAUGUUAUUUUCAGUCAGGUAAGUAUCAAUUCAGGUGUUCAUUUUCAAAUAAGCAAAUAUACAACUUUAUUGUUAGUGUAGCACCUGAAUAUUGGACUACAUGAUUAGGUCUUUAUUCAAUUGAUUUUACUAGAUAAUUUGAUAUACUGUAAAGGAGAGUGCCCCAUUUUGUUAUUUUCCCCCAGUGUGCAGUCUUGAAGUCUUUAUCAGGGAGUGCCGCUGUUUCGUUCGGCUGGUUUCUGGCUUUGCAUGACAUGGCUUCCUUUUAGCGUCAAAUGGCGGACAUGUUUUUUUUUAUGGAGGACGGACACAUUUCCUUUCCCCUCAGUGUCUUUCUCCAGUCCCACCCCCAUUUCAAUUGAGUCUUUAUAGAUGACAUCAACCCAGCUUUGAGACUGGGUCACCCCAAUACUGCAGGUUUCCACUUGGUCUUAUUUAAUUUCCCAGUGACCUAGACAUAUUAAUUUGUCUCUUGCUCAUGAUUUCAAUUUCCAUUACAUGCCAUAAGAAGCUCCGGUUGGUUGAUUGUCAUCUGUAAUAUAAUGCCUUUAUAGUUUUGCGGUGAACAGUUUUACGUUUUGCUCUUGAUGUUCAGUUGUUUCCUAUGUGAAUGCUGAAGUGUUUCAAGAGGGACUGGGCAAUCUGCCAUGGUUGCACUGCCCCAGGCAAUGCUGGACUGCAUGGCUUCAUGAAUCUGCUUAGCCCAGUAUGGAUUUAAUUGAUAUUGAGGGAAUUAUAUUUGGGUAUGAAAAUCUGUGACUCAUUGUGAUUAGUUAUGUUUUAAUUUGUCAAACAAACUGGGUAGUAUUUCGUAGUUCUCUCGUAAUAUUACCCACUUAAUCCACAACACUUUGGCACCACACUGAUGACUAGUCAAAGUUUCUAUUUCAGACUAAACUCACAAAAUGUGAACAAGAUGACAGGCAGUGGUGUAGUUAUGUUGGUGAAUAACAUAACUACUGGCAUUGUAUUAAGGCAGAGAUGUAGUAAUGCCAUUUUUCAUAUAGCAGUUAGUUUGGAAAUUUGGUUCAGGGCAGAAAUGGGUAUUGGGUGGGUACUGACUGCGAGAUGGCGUUAGCUUUACAUUUGAUAAGUCUACCUCAGAUAGAAAAACUGAACAAUUGCAGAGGCAUUAUUUGAUGCUGCAACAGUUUGAGUUGUCGUCAUGCAUUUUUUUAAAGUCCUGUAUGCUUCAAACAAAGGUGCACUGUUUGUGCUGCCAGGAUUUAUGCUGUGUAUUUGACGAGUGUGUUGUAUUCCUGGCUGCCAGUGGAGCCGCCUGUUCUGCAUGGCUAUUUAGCAGAAACUUUGGACUGGGGUGUGCUUGCUCCAUUCUCAGCAAAGAAUAUAAAGAAAAUGGGGAAAAAAGUGGUUGAGACUGGCUUGUCAAAGAUGCUGAUGACACACACUGCAAUUAACAGUUUCUGGAACUGGGCUGACUGGUAAACCUCAACGUGUCUCUAUGGCGACGUGUCUCUAAGCCCAUUUCCCCCUCUCUUUUUGUUCUC
Oncorhynchus nerka (sockeye salmon) is the source of this 5260-nucleotide messenger RNA. RefSeq names its product protein phosphatase 1 regulatory subunit 12A-like. Lineage: Eukaryota; Metazoa; Chordata; Actinopteri; Salmoniformes; Salmonidae. The transcript is spliced from 27 exons. Bases 96 to 3554 code for a protein of 1152 amino acids. Gene Ontology annotation, molecular function: phosphatase regulator activity; enzyme inhibitor activity; protein kinase binding. Gene Ontology annotation, biological process: signal transduction. The record is from RefSeq and is a predicted model, not a curated record. Gene Ontology annotation, cellular component: Z disc; A band; cytoplasm.